Molecule: messenger RNA, 1992 nt
Organism: Cladocopium goreaui
Lineage: Eukaryota; Dinophyceae; Suessiales; Symbiodiniaceae
Source: the annotation of a GenBank genome assembly
AUGACCCUGGAGCAGCACACCAGGCCCGAGAAGCCGCACAGCAUCCUCAUUGGACUUCUACGUGGACGGCCACUGAAGAUCCUUAGAGCAAUAGAAGAUGGAAACGGCCUUGAAGCCUGGAGAGAGCUGAACAAGCAGUUGGCACCGAGAACACGUUCGAGGAGCAUUGCAUUGCUUCAGGCGUUCUUGUCCCACCUGCAGUUCACCAAGGACAAGACAGUGCUGGAGCAGGUGCUUGGGCUUGAGAGGCUGGCAGAUGAGUACCACAGUGCGGCAGAGGAGGAGAUCUCAGACAAUAAAAAAUUGUCAGUCUUGCUCAGGGUAGUUCAUCCAGCCCUGAGGCAACACCUUCAGCUGUCGAUGGAUGAAAGCGCCACCUAUGCCACAACACGUGAGAAGGAGCUGGACAUACGAGAUCGAGAUCGAGGAGACGAACCAGUGCCUAUGGAGGUUGGCAGAGUCAAGGGCUUCAACAAGGGCAAGAGCAAGAAAGGAGGCAAAGGAAAGCCCUAUGGGAAGGACGACAAAGGGAAAGGCAAAGGAAAGAGCGAUGGCAAGUCAAAGGGAAAACAGAAUGACACCUACAAGGGCAAGGGCUUCAAGGGCUAUGGAAAACAAGAUGGACAAGGGAAAGGAAAAGGUGGCCUAGCCUACGACGCUUGUAAGCUUUGUGGAGGCAAAGGUCAUUGGAGUCGAGAAUGUCCUGUACGUUCUUUGCGCCAGGUGGCAAAAGAGAAUGAGACCCCAGCAGCUUCGAGUGGAGCUGGAGUUCAAAGCAGUGCGCAAAGUUCUACAACAGGGACAUCAACAGUGAGAAGGGUCCAGAUCAUUGACUUGGACGACAUGGAUGAGCCCGACGGUGAAGCAUCAAUUCGAAUGGUGAGCGCUGAGGAGUUCGACAUGACCUACAGCGACGAUGACAAGGAUUGGGAGGUCUGUGAAAACGGAGAAGCUGGUGGAGACGCCUACUUUGAGACCUUCAUGGACCUGGACUACAACGUGGAGAAGCACAUGGAGCUUGGUUCAAGGCCAACACAGAGAGCCUUUGUGAGGAAUGUCAACAUGGAGGAGUUCGUGGACGUGAUCCUGGACAGUGGGGCAGAUGUUUCUGUCUUACCUAUGGCCUACAGUGGCAUUGGGCAACCUUUGACUGGAAAGAGCAUCUUGCGUGAUGCACAAGGGCGCAAGAUGGGUGGUGGAGAACUCCGACGUGCAGUGGUUGUUCUUCAAGAUGGACAAGGCAAUGAGGUGGCAUUUGUCCCUGGACAGAAAGGUACCGUUUGUGGUCACCUUGAACUCCAAGAACUACCAGGACAGCAGAGGCCAAAAUCCCCAGAACCGACAGAGGAAAAGAAACAGCAGCAAGGAUUUGGAUGGCAUGGAAGGACAUUGGAAGACGGUGUCUAUGAAAUCGACGAUGAGGACGAGCCUGAAAUGGGUUUGCAGCAACAUGCUCCAGAAGGUGAUCCUAUGCCUUUGGUGAGAGCAGAAGAACUUGGAGAAGACUUUGAGGAGAUCGAGGUGGAUGGUGAAAAGUUCAUACAGAGCUCACCGCUGAGGAAGUUACGGGAGGCUUUGAAAAUUUGUGGACUUCCCAAAGGACGUUCAAAAGCAGAUGCUUGGGAGAGGUUGAAAAUUCACCACAAGAACUUCUCUGAGUCUGUGGCUGUGGAAUUGACCAGAAAGGAGUUUGACAGAAAGAAACAACUUGAAGGUGGAGACAGAGCCCGAGGGCAAAGCAUCCCACGUAUGCCCACCAAGGCAGAAAGACAGAUUCAUGAACUUUGUUAUUGGCCCUAUGAGUCGUGGUGCCAAUCCUGUGUUGCAAGGCGAGGCAAAGCAGAUCAUCACCACCGACUUGCAGAAGGUUUACGACGUGCAGAAAGCAAAAGUGAGUUCCCUGUGGUGAGCAUGGACUUUUGUUUCACACGUGGCCUUGUGGAGCCUGAAGAAGCUGAUCGGGAAGACCUCAAACUAUAUGGUGGAGAUUAA